GGCGGUCAUGGCUGCGCUGCUGAGCUCCGCCGGGCGCCUGCGGGCGCUCUGUCCACGUCUGCUGCCCCUCCUCCGCCCGCCCGCUCCCGCCAGUAGAAACACUGUGCACCAAAUACGGUUCCUUACGGUUGCACCUCAGCAGGAGGGAAGUGUUAAAGAAGAACCAGUUUCAGAAGUUCCAACCCGGCGGACAUGGCAGUUUGACUGGGCAUUCAACAAACUGGAUAACUCUGUCAGAAAAACUGGCCGCAUCCCUAAGAGUCUCCUACUAAAAGUCUUUGAUGAAAUUUGCAAAACAGGGAGUCCAGGGAGUAACCAGACCUUGCUUUUGUUGAGAAGUUGUGGUGCUCUUUUACCAGAGGUAUUGUCACCUGAAAGAACAGAACUAGCCCAUGUGAUAUGGGACAAGAUGAAAGAACUGGGUGCUGUGUAUGAUACAAGCCAUUAUAAUGCUUUGCUUAAAGUCUACCUUCAGAAUGAGCACAAAUUUUCUCCAACUGAAUUCUUGGCCAGAAUGGAGGAAGCCAAUGUGCAGCCCAAUCGAGUUACAUACCAAAGGUUGAUUGCUGCUUAUUGCGAUGAGGGUGACAUUGAAGGAGCAAGUCAGAUUCUUGGGUUUAUGAAGAACAAAGAUCUUCCAAUCACUGAGGCAGUAUUCAGUAGCCUUGUGAAAGGUCAUGCAAGAUCAGGAGAUAUUAAGAGUGCAGAAAAUAUCCUUUCUGUGAUGAGGAUGGCUGGUGUGGAACCAGGUCCAGACACCUAUUUAUCACUGCUGAAUGUGUAUGCUGAAAAGGGUGAUGCUGACAGCAUGAAAAAGACUCUAGAACAGAUUGAGAAGACUGAAGGGUACCUUAUGGAUAGGGUUUUGAUGCAGGUGAUUUUUAGCCUCGCCAAGGCUGGGUAUCCUCAGUACAUUGAAGAUAUCAAAGAACGCAUAAGAUUUGAGAAGGAUUUAAUUCCAGAUGCAAUGAACCUGUGUUUGACUCUGAUAACUCAUGGCUUCGAAGAUAUAAGUUUCCGUAUUUUGAAGUCUUUUACCAAUUUCUCACGUGAUAAUGUGGACCAGGGUAGCUUCUUCUUGCAACAUUGUGUAAACAGAGAUAUGCCAAUGAACAAGCUGAAGCAGUUUUGUAAGGAGUUACAAGAAGAAAAAAUACACUCGGCACCACUGCCAUUUGUUUUGCGUUGCGCUUUGGAGGCCAACAAAGCAGCCUUAGCCAUUGACUUGAUGAAGACGAUGAAAAAGGAAGGCCUGCCACUCAGACCUCACUAUUCCUGGCCGCUGCUGGUUAGGUUCCAUAAAGAGAACAAUCUUAAAGGUACCUUUGAGGUCCUCAAAGUGAUGCACGACUUGGGGGUGGAACUUGAUGCGGAUACAUAUGCAGACUAUGUUUUUAAGAAUUUUGCUGAUAGUGAAACUGCCCGUGCCCAGCUGAAGAAAAAUGGCUGCCUAUUUGAAAGUCAUGGGCUCUCUGUAGCAGAAAUAAGAUACGAAGCAGUAAAUGGAAGACUGAACAAUGUUCUUUCUCUGUUGACUUCAGCAAGCACGCCUCCUAUUGAUAUUCGUCAGAUCAGGAACAGCCUCAUUUUGGGUUUUAGAAGCUCGGAUGAUGUACAGCUCUGGAGCAAGAUAACAGAAGUGUUGUACAAGGAUGAACGUUAUUGCCUGAUGCCUGCAGCAGGACCAACUGAAGCUGUUGGCUAUUUUCUUUAUCACUUGAUUGACAGCAUGAGUGACUCAGAGGUACAGGCCAAGGAGGAGCGUUUGAGACAAUACUUCCAUCAGCUGAAGAAGAUGAAUAUAGCUAUCCCUACAACCCACUACAGCGGCAUUUGCAGACUGCUGGACUCCUCUCAAGUUCCUGAAUUAAUUAAGGAUGCAAGAUUACUGUGUCAUAAAAAAAUCCUGCCUACAGACAACAUUCCAGAAAGUGUUAAACCUGACGUGUCUGCUUUGGAGAAGAAACUAGAAAAGCAGAAAGCUGAAAACCAGCCUAUUACAGAUGUCUUGAAACAACUCAUACAUGCUCUUUGUGAAGAAGAGAAUAUGCAAAAAGCCCUUGAAGUGAAAGCCAAAUACGAACCGGACAUGGUUGUCGGUGGCUAUGCAGCCUUAAUAAAUUUGUGCUGUCGACAUGAUAAUGUAGAAGAGGCAAUGAACCUGAAAGAAAAAGUCUUCCCUAAGAAUUCACCUGUUGCUCUCGACACUCAAAAGUACAUAGCGCUGGUAGAAGUCUUAGCAAAGCAUGGUAGACUAGAAGAUGCUAUUAACAUUCUAACGGAGAUGAAAGAGAAGGAUGUUCCUAUCUCAUACAGAACAGUUGCAUCUUUUUUCCGCAUCCUUAAUGCCGCUGCCUUGCGAGGUGAAGUUGAAACAGUGAAUCGAUUACAUGAGGCCAUUGUGAACCUGGGGCUGGCUGAGACUGCUGCCCUUCAUUCCCCUCUGAUUACAGUUCACCUUGAAAAGGAUGACAUGCCUGCGGCUCUGGAAGCUUUAAUCGACUGUUAUAAGAAGUAUGGUAAAGUUCUUCAGCUCCAUAACGUCUACUGUAGACUCAUAGAAAAAGGAGACUCUGAUCUUCUGCAGAAGGUUACAGAUUUUAUAAGCAGAGAAUAUGGUGACAUGAUGGCUCUUUAUGACCUCUUCUUCGCCUUCUUGCAAACAGGAAAAUACAAAGAGGCCAGGAAGGUUAUUGAGACUCCUGGCUUGAGAGCCCACUCUGGAAGGUUGCAGUGGUUUAUAAGGAAGUGUAUAUCAAAUAAUCAGAUGGAGGCAUUGGAACAGUUAGUAGAAUUAACGCAAAAUCUGUUUGAAUGUGAUAGAAAUGAGAUGUACUGCUCCUUGCUUCAACUUUGUGAUAACAACAAUGACUGGAGAAAGGCUGAAGCUGUUUGGACAAAAAUUCAAGAAGAAAAUCUAGUUCCUCGUGCAAAAACACUAACCUUACUGGCUCAAAUACUUGAAAAAAAUGGUCAGGUUGUUCCAUUUGAGGUACCUAAGGUUGGACAUGAAGAUACCGAUAGUUCAACUGUUUCUAGUGAAGAAGAAAGAAAAAUAAGGAUGCUUUGCAGGAAAAACAAUGCAAAAGAGGCCUACAGUAUUUUCCUGAAAAUGCAGAAGAAUGAACUUCAUCAUCAUUCUUACUCUACCCUUAUAAAAGCAUUGUUAGCACAGGAUUAUCUUCAAGAAGCCAUCAGAGUGAAACGCAUUGCUGAGACCCACAUCAAGGGCUUCACACUGAACAGUGCUGCCAGCAGCCUCCUCAUCAUAUCGCAAGUUAGGCGGGAUUAUUUGAAAGAUGCCAUGGCUGUUUUAAAAGGAACACUUGACAGUGGCUCCUUGCCUAGUAGAUCAGCAGUUAUGGAUCUCAUUCAGUCUCUGGCAGAAAAAGGAGAUCUAAAGAACCUGCAAGCACUUCAAGACAUGCUGGAACACAGCACAAAAGCAGUUGGUAUACCUGCCUCACUAAUAGCUAAUGCUAUUGCAUUGGCUCAUACUAAAAAGAAUAGCCUUGAUGCUGCCAUGGAAUACCUUGAGCCUCUGCUUAUCUCUGGUGCACAGAAUCCUGAUCGAGGUGUCCAAAGUAUUUCCUAUUUGUUAAGAAGGGUGUCUGAGGAAGGACUAGAGCCAGCUUUGGAAAAGUUUGGUGGGAUGGCAGAACGACUGGCCAGUCAGCAUGGAAUUUACAGACCUGUCACAGAUCUUUUCCUUCAAUAUGUCAGUGCAAACAGAGUGGAAGAUGCCAGAUCACUGAUACAGAGGUGCGGUGCGUUAGUUGAGGAGAAGAGAGCUUUGAUUAAUUUUAUGGCUAGAUCGGCAUCUAGGCCUGGACAGGCAAAGAUGAUCGAGACCCUUCUGGAACUGAUUCCUAAGCAUCUAGAUCAAGAAAUUGCAUACUGUUACCUCAUGAAAUGUUACGAAUUGGAUGGGGAUGUUGCUUCUGUGAAAGCUCUGUAUGAGAAAACAAAAGAGAAGAAUAUAAAGCUGCACGAGCUAUCUCUGAAAUCUAUAGCAGCUUUUCUGAAGAAAGCAGGAGAGCCUGUCCCUUUCACUGAGCCCCCUGAGACAUUCAAGGUCUAUGUGGAAAAAUGGAAGAAAAGAAGAUUGGAAGCAUUAUGAGCAAACAGUCUCUUCUGCUUUAGUUGUUUAUGAAAUUGGUUAAAUAUUACAUUCAAUAAAAAAAUGUAAAAAGCA
Molecule: messenger RNA, 4195 nt
Organism: Neopsephotus bourkii (Bourke's parrot)
Lineage: Eukaryota; Metazoa; Chordata; Aves; Psittaciformes; Psittacidae
Gene: LRPPRC
Product: leucine rich pentatricopeptide repeat containing
Exons: 38
Coding region: 8-4120 (1370 amino acids)
Molecular function (GO): protein binding
Source: RefSeq, a predicted model, not a curated record